AUGGCAUCUAUUCAUGAAGCCUUGGGAGAGCAUCUCAACCUUCCAUUUCCAGCUUCUACCAAACAGGUGGCUGGCCAUGUAGAGGGCGUGAAGACUGAAGUCAUGGUCAUCAACUUCAGUGAUAAGAUCAUGCUCACCGUGACUCAAGAAGGCCGUCUCUCGCAUUGGCUUCAUGUUCCUCUUGAGAAUAGCAAUCCUGGGACUGAGGGUAUGCACGUUUUCACUGAGAGUACAGAGGACAGCCUUCUACCGCUUAGCAGCCUGACUGCAACGUCAAUCUUGGGUGGCUAUGGUGCUGGACAGGAUACGUUAGGUCAGCUACUUGCGCGUCAGAUAGCUACUGCGAUCGCUAUGAAAUCGCCUGCCGAGAAACGUCUACUUGUUGUCGGCCUAGGACUACACAAGGCUACUUUAGAGCGAGAUUCCUUCUUUGCAAUCAUUGAUCUUGUCCUACAAUGCAUUUAG
Messenger RNA from Penicillium oxalicum, 465 nucleotides. RefSeq lists its product as uncharacterized. Lineage: Eukaryota; Fungi; Ascomycota; Eurotiomycetes; Eurotiales; Aspergillaceae. Bases 1 to 465 code for a protein of 154 amino acids. Gene Ontology annotation, biological process: proteasome assembly. The transcript is spliced from 2 exons. The record is from RefSeq and is a predicted model, not a curated record.